Amyelois transitella is the source of this 1634-nucleotide messenger RNA. RefSeq lists its product as uncharacterized. Gene Ontology annotation, biological process: regulation of transcription by RNA polymerase II. Gene Ontology annotation, molecular function: DNA binding. The coding region runs from base 220 to 1041 and encodes 273 amino acids. The record is from RefSeq and is a predicted model, not a curated record. Lineage: Eukaryota; Metazoa; Arthropoda; Insecta; Lepidoptera; Pyralidae. The transcript has 4 exons. Gene Ontology annotation, cellular component: nucleus; transcription regulator complex.
UCCGGUUGCCGAGCAGUCGUAACCAAACCGGCAAGAAGACCGUACGCGUUUUUUUCUCGAAAAAUACGCAAAUAUAUUGCUAUAUUUUUACUUAAUUUUUCAAUCAUUUUCAGUGUAUUUAUUGUGAUAUUUUUUUUGCGUGUGUAAAACAGUCUUUUUCUUGGUAAGUGAGUGAGCAACAGUUGUUUUUGUUUGCAAGUCGGCCAUUUUUAAACCGGAAUGGACGAUGAGAAAAGGGACUCUGACGAAAGUAAAGACGAAGCGAAAUGCAAAUUCGACUUAAACGGCUCGAAUUUCUCGAAGAAAAUGAUCGAAACCCGGGUCCUUAUCGACGCUGUGCAUCGUAGAAGGUGUCUAUGGGAUAGAUUGGAUCCAGAAUAUAGGGAUAGACUGGCAAAAGACAAAGCUUGGAAAGAGAUAUGUGGGGAAUUAGAGCCGGAUUUCGAUUCCUUGAUACCCGCUUUGAGGCAUGAGAUAAGUCUGCACAUAACAAAAAAAUGGUAUAACGUUCGCGACUCAUACGUCAAAUCUAGACGGAGUAAUCGUUCGAGUAGACCAUACGUUUACACAAAUGCUCUGUCAUUCUUAGACCCAAUAUACUUCGCAGAUGGUAGUUUAUCUAAUACAAAACACGAGAACUAUCUAGAAGACAAAAUAUCUAAUGAUGAUGAUGGUGAGACAUCAGAAAAUUGGAUCAACGAAGUGUUUAUAGAUGUUGAUGAGAAUUUAGCUGAGAGGAACAAUAAAAAGCAAAGAUUAGAUUAUACAGCUAAAGUCAAAGAUGAAAUAGAUGAUGCUGAGGCGAAUGUCGUUAAUAUAUUAGCGAAUUUGAUACAAAGGGAGGAAGAUGAUGAUAGGGCGUUUUUUAAAUCUGUAACGCCGUCUGUGAAAAUGUUGUCGCAAGAAGCGAAAUUGGAGUUUAGGAUACAAGUGUUGAAGUUGAUUAAAAUUUUAAGAGUCAAAGAUAAGAAAGGUAAAGGGCCAGGUCAAGAGUACCCGAAACCGCCGAGCUUGCAUGAAGAGAGUUAUGAAUGUGGAUAAAGCGGAGGAAGUAUGCAGAGAUCGUGGCAAGUGGAAAGAGGUAGUCUCUGCCUACCCCUCCAGGAAAGAGGCGUGAUUUUAUGUAUGUAUGUAUGUAUGUUAUGCUAUAAUGUAGUCAAAGUCAAGCGAGGACAAAACGUAAUGGUCAAUUAAGGGAUAAGGUAAUCCGGAUUAUUUAAUACUAGAGGCCGCCCGCGACUUCGUCCGCAUGGAAACCCUAUCAAUCCCGCGGGAACUCUGGGAUAAAAAGUAGCCUAUGUGUUAUUCUGGGUCUUCAGCUACCUACAUACCAAAUUUCAUGGUAAUCGGUUCAGUAGUUUUUGCGUGAAAGAGUAACAAACAUCCAUACAUCCAUACAAACUUUCGCCUUUAUAAUAGUAGUAGGAUUAGACGGGUUGGAUUUUGCAAACGAUAGACGUCAAAUCUACCUCAAUAUAAGCAACUAGUUGUGCCCGCUACUUCGUCCGCGUGGAAUAGUUAUUUUGGGCAUCAUUGAAGCCCUCAAGAAUGAAUAAUUAUCCCCGUUUUUUUUUUCACAUAAUACCAAUACAGAAAAGAAUAGGUCCACUCCAUCUCUUUCCCAUGGAUGUCGU